GAAACAUCCGCUGAUAUCAAGCAAAGAACGUACUUCGUAUUCGGAAGCUUUUGCUUCACCGCGUUCUUCUUCGUUUGGUUCCUGGUCCCGGAAACGAAAGGUCUGUCUCUCGAGGCCAUGGAAAAGCUGUUUGGAUGUCACGGAAUAUGA
Messenger RNA from Cryphonectria parasitica EP155, 150 nucleotides. RefSeq lists its product as uncharacterized. Gene Ontology annotation, biological process: carbohydrate transport; transmembrane transport. Gene Ontology annotation, cellular component: membrane. The transcript has a single exon. Gene Ontology annotation, molecular function: carbohydrate:proton symporter activity. The annotation marks the transcript as partial. Lineage: Eukaryota; Fungi; Ascomycota; Sordariomycetes; Diaporthales; Cryphonectriaceae. The record is from RefSeq and is a predicted model, not a curated record.